This is a messenger RNA of Protobothrops mucrosquamatus (brown spotted pit viper), 2747 nucleotides long. Its product is annotated as E3 ubiquitin-protein ligase TRIM37. The coding region runs from base 86 to 2668 and encodes 860 amino acids. Gene Ontology annotation, molecular function: ubiquitin protein ligase binding; tumor necrosis factor receptor binding; ubiquitin protein ligase activity. Gene Ontology annotation, cellular component: aggresome; peroxisome. Gene Ontology annotation, biological process: protein autoubiquitination; negative regulation of centriole replication. NCBI's taxonomy places the organism in Eukaryota, Metazoa, Chordata, Lepidosauria, Squamata, Viperidae. The record is from RefSeq and is a predicted model, not a curated record. The transcript has 21 exons.
GUGCGAAAAUCAUCAUGAAAAGCUCAGUGUAUUUUGCUGGACGUGUAAGAAGUGUAUCUGCCACCAGUGUGCGCUUUGGGGUGGAAUGCAUGGCGGGCAUACUUUUAAGCCCUUAGCAGAAAUAUAUGAGCAGCAUGUCACAAAAGUGAAUGAGGAGGUGGCAAAGCUUCGCCGAAGACUCAUGGAGUUGAUAAGUUUGGUACAAGAAGUGGAAAGGAAUGUUGAAGCGGUCCGCAGUGCGAAAGACGAACGUGUGCGGGAAAUCCGGAACGCCGUGGAGAUGAUGAUUGCUAGGUUAGAUACACAGCUGAAGAACAAACUCAUCACACUAAUGGGUCAGAAGACAUCCCUCACGCAAGAAACGGAACUUCUAGAGUCUUUGCUACAAGAAGUAGAACAUCAGCUCCGGUCGUGCAGUAAAAGUGAACUAAUCUCGAAAAGCUCCGAGAUUUUAAUGAUGUUCCAGCAAGUGCACCGGAAACCCAUGGCGUCUUUUGUCACCACUCCUGUCCCUCCAGACUUCACGAGUGAGUUAGUACCUGCUUAUGAUUCAACUACCUUUGUCCUGGAGAAUUUUAGCACUUUACGUCAGCGAGCAGAUCCAGUUUACAGCCCACCACUUCAAAUUUCUGGGCUUUGCUGGAGGCUAAAAGUGUACCCAGAUGGAAAUGGAGUGGUACGUGGCUACUAUUUAUCAGUAUUUCUUGAGCUCUCAGCUGGAUUGCCAGAAACUUCCAAAUAUGAAUACCGUGUUGAGAUGGUCCACCAAUCCACCAAUGAUCCUGCAAAAAACAUCAUCAGAGAAUUUGCAUCUGAUUUUGAAGUCGGGGAAUGCUGGGGUUACAACAGGUUUUUCCGACUGGAUCUGCUUGCCAACGAAGGCUAUUUGAACAGGCAGAAUGACACCGUCAUAUUACGCUUCCAGGUGCGUUCACCUACGUUCUUCCAAAAAUGUCGGGAUCAGUAUUGGUACAUUUCUCAGCUGGAAGCGGCUCAAACAAGCUAUGUCCAGCAAAUAAAUAAUCUGAAAGAGAGGCUGGCGAUCGAGCUUUCCCGGACCCGGAAAUCCCAUGGCGUCUCCCCUCCAGAUAGUCACCUGAGCCCACAAAGCGACGACGGCCUGGAAAUGAGACCAAAGAAAUCAGGACCAAACUCAGACGUGCUUCUUGAGGCUGUGGCCAGCACAGCGCCCCCCAGAGACACAAAAGAAGAAGAGGAGGAAAAAGUACAAUAUGAAGAUUUUAAUCACGAGCUCUCCGACGGAGAUUUGGACGUUGACUUCGUUGGCCAAGAGGAGGCAAACCAUUUGGACGGCAGCAGUUCCUCCGUGAGCUCAACCGCCACCAGCAACACAGAGGAAAACGACAUAGAUGAAGAGACCAUGUCUGGAGAGAACGAUGUGGAAUACACUCACAACAUGGAACUGGAGGAAGGAGACCUGGUAGAAGAAGCUACAUCUGCCCCAGCAGGGGCCUCAGGUGGGAGCCAUGCAUACCGCACAACAGCCAGCCACUUGUCAAAGCGAGGAAAUGCACUCACUUCUGCCAGUAGCAGCUUGCUUGAUAUAGAUCCCUUAAUAUUAAUCCAUUUGCUGGACCUGAAGGACAGAAAUGGGAUGGAAAACCUGUGGGGUCUACAGCCACGCCCACCCACCUCACUUUUGCAGAACAGAGCAUCGUACUCUUUAAAAGAGAAAGACCAGCGGAGGCAUCAGGCAAUGUGGCGCGUUCCGCCAGACCUUAAAAUGCUGAAGAGGUUGAAGAGUCAGAUGGCUGAAGUACGGAGUAAGAUGUCGGAUGUGAAGAACCAGCUGUCCGAGGUUCGGAGCAGCAACACCAACCCUUCUGACGGGCAGACCACCUACGCCUUCCCUGGUGACCAGGGCACCUUGGCAGCCUGCGGGACAGAAAGCUACAACAAGCUGCAGGAACUUGGGAGGGAGCUGCUGACAAAAUCAUCCCUCUCUAGCUGCUAUAUUCGGAAUUCCGCAAAUAAGAAAAAUAGUUCAACUAAAGCUGGUCGCUCAGGGGCCGCAGGCAGCCUGUCUUUGCGAAGGGCGAUGGAUUGUGGGGAUGGAAAUAUCCUUUUGAAGCCAGAGUGUCAGCUUUCCUCUGAAGGUUGCCUAGGAAACUCUAAGCCCAACAGUCGGCGCAGCUCCCCCAGAUCUUUGGCUUGCGCUUCGGAUCCCCUGUCUAAUUCUGAAGACAGAAUGUGUGAGGUUUCUGAUUCCAACGUUGGUGCUUCUGCUUUAAAUGGCAUAGCUGCUGUGGAAAAAGCUAGGAAAGGAAUAGCUGUGGGGCCCAACCCAAAUCGAUGUCGUCUGGAAGCCACCGAGGCAAGUGAUUUGGAAAACAGCUGUGAAGCUGGAGAGCUACAAGUAGUCCCCUCUGAAGGGGCUUCAGCAAAUCUUGAGGAAGGUAAGGCUUGCCAGAAACCUGCACUUCAUCUCUUGCCAGGCAUGAGCAGCGACAGCGACAUCGAGUGCGACACCGAAAACGACGAACAGGAAGAGCCCGAGACUGCCUGUGCCACUCCAGAGGUCUACAACCAGGCCUUCCAGACGCAGCCUUCAAGCGACGCCUCAGAAUUAUGCGCACUUUUCUCUGAGGGUGACCAGUUAGGCCCUGAAGAUCUGCCCUUUGACAUCGGGAAGGACAGCGUGAGGUAAUGCUGGCUUCUUCCAGCUAAAGUUUUAUGCAGAUUGGCGCUUUGAAACCCGAACACUUUGCAAAGGACCUGCCUAUGUG